Messenger RNA from Erythranthe guttata (spotted monkey flower), 1996 nucleotides. Its product is annotated as protein NRT1/ PTR FAMILY 6.2. Gene Ontology annotation, biological process: transmembrane transport; oligopeptide transport. Gene Ontology annotation, molecular function: transmembrane transporter activity. NCBI's taxonomy places the organism in Eukaryota, Viridiplantae, Streptophyta, Magnoliopsida, Lamiales, Phrymaceae. Gene Ontology annotation, cellular component: membrane. The record is from RefSeq and is a predicted model, not a curated record.
UUUGUUGAAAAAUAAUAUUCAAAUCAAAUCAAAUAAUAAUAAUAAAAUAUCAAACAACAUGGUAUUGAGUGAUGAUAGUACGAUGUUGGUGUCCGAUGCGACAGACUACAAGGGUGCUCCUGCUCAUAAGUCCACCACUGGUGGUUGGCUCUCUGCCGCUUCAAUCCUCAGUGUUGAGCUUUGCGAGAGGCUGUCGACAAUGGCAAUAGCGGUGAACCUAGUGACAUAUCUUCAAGGCACACUGCAUCUGCCGAGUGCAGAAUCGUCGGCCGUAGUAUCAAAUUGGGGUGGAAUUUCUUUCUUAUUAAGUCUUUUUGGAGGCAUACUUGCAGACUCUUUCUUAGGCAGAUAUUGGACUAUUGCUAUUUUUUCUACUGUUCAUUUCCUGGGAUCGUGCUUACUAGCCCUUUCGACAGUGUUUCCAAAGUUGCGGCCACCUCCAUGCAAUCCUUCUUUGUCCAACAAUUGCAUACAAGCCAACGGCCUUCAAAUGGCUGUUUUUUACAUAAGUAUAUACACUGUUGCAUUAGGACUCGGCGGUAUUAAAUGCAGCGUCUCGGGUUUCGGUACAGAUCAGUUCGACCAAAAGGAUGAUAAGGAAAAGGCUCAAAUGGCAUCCUUUUUCAAUAAGUUCUACUUUUUCAUCAGCAUUGGGACACUUAUUGCAGUUACGGUGUUCAUUUAUAUACAAGACAAGGUUUCUAGAGUGUGGGGUUACGGAAGUUGCUCCGUUAUAAUGUUACUUGCUCUUGUCCUGUUUCUUUCUGGUACUAAAAGAUAUAGGUACAAAGCAUGCCUUGGUAGCCCCAUUGUUCAAAUUUUCCAGGUUUUGGUCGUUGCUGUAAAGAAAAGAAAUCUUAAUUACACAUCUAACGUCGAACAGUUGUAUGAAACUCAUCCCCAAGAAUCAAGAAUACCCCGUACCUGUCAAUUCAGAUCUUUGGACAAGGCAGCGAUCAUAGACGAUGGAGACAAAGACACGAUGAUAGAAUCUGGAACACCGAAUCCAUGGAGACUAUGCUCAGUGACAAAAGUGGAAGAGGUUAAAAUGAUGGCAAGAUUACUACCAAUUUGGACUACAACAAUUAUGUUUUAUGUGAUUCAUGCACAGAUGAUAACUUACGCUGUGCUACAAGCUUCCACCAUGAAAAGGUCAAUCGGUACAUUUAAUAUACCAGCCGGCUCGUUUAAUGUCUUCUUCAUCGGUUCUAUACUUCUAGCUCUUGGCAUUCAUGACCGUCUAAUCGUCCCUCUUCUCAAAAAGAAGAAAGGGACUCUAGGUUUGACGAAAUUUCAGAAGAUAGGCGUAGGACUCUUUAUUUCAAUAUUAUCGAUGGUUUUUGCGGCAAUAAUAGAAACAAAAAGACUGAAAGUUGCAAAAUCAACGAGCAGGGCAGUUUCGAUACUACCAAUUAGUGCAUUUUGGUUGGUUCCGCAGUUUGUUUUGGCGGGUGCGGCCGAAGGGUUUGUGUACACAGGGCAGAUUGAUUUCUUCUUAACAGAGUCACCAAAAGGGAUGAAAGCAAUGAGUACAAGUCUAUUUCUGACGACUAUCUCAUUUGGUUUCUUCGUUAGCAGUGCAUUGAUUGCUAUCAUAAGGAAAGCUACUCAACGAGGCGGUCAUAAUUGGCUUCCUGCUAAUCUUAACAAUGCUGAUGGCAAGUUGAAUUAUUUUUACGCUCUUGUUGCUUUAUUGAGCGCCAUUAAUUUGGGCUUCUAUCUCUACUGUGCUAAAUUGUUUCUCCGCAAAAAGAGACAGAUUGACCUCGCAGCGAACGCCGCCGCGAAUACUCAGUAAAUACUCAUGACACAACGCGUCCGAUUGAAUUUGUAUUUAUGUAUUUUUCUUUUUUUACAAACUUUAGAUACAGAAUUAUAUGAUUUGGCAGUUGGGGAGAAGAAAUUUGUAGUUAGUCCUUGUACUCGCUACAAUAUUCGGUAGUUUAUACGACUGAAAAGCCAGUUAUACUUUUUCAUAUUAUACAUUGCACAUACA